AUUAGAGAAGGAGUUUAUUUGAUUGAAUUUCUGUUCUGUAGGAUUAUUAACCUCGUGAAGCUAAACCCAGGCACUGGAACCGGUUUAGUCUGGUGUUGUUUUCUCCCCUGGACUCGUUUCAUUUAGUCUUUAAUGUUUAACAUUGUCAUGUUGCUGAGAAACCACAGAGCGGCAGAUAAACAGACAGGAAGUGAGGUAAUGUUAACUCUCCUCCCUGCUGAAGACGCCAGCGUAGUGGCACUAAACCCAAUCCGAGCUGCUCGCACUGGCAGCCCAUCUUAUCCUGCUGCUCACUGAUUUCCCAUCUUCCUUAUUCCUGACUCAGCUGAUCAGGACAUGGUUCAGAUGCUCUGAUGACCUCACUGUUGUGUCACUUCCUUUAACACAGCGUGUCUGUGAUGUCGUAUUAGUAGCUGUGAUGUCAUAACGGUUUCUGUCCUCCAGUUUGAGCAGCUCGGCCUGUUGGUCGGAACGAGAUGGAGUUUUCAGCAGUUGUAGAGAAGUCCAGACUGUUCUAUAGAAGUGCUGUGUGUUUUUAUUUGAAGUGUUGUGUGAAGCAUUAAAGCAGCUGUGUGUCACUACACAACAUGUUUGUUAUUAUGGCUGGAGGUGUGUGGAUCCUGAUGCUGGUGUCUGGUGUCGCUCCACUACUGUGUUCAUUUCCUUGUAGUCGUUCUGGUAAAAACGCUCUGAUCCCAUCAUCUCACACCACGUGAUACAAGCGUACGCUGUUACGCUGAUAAACAGACGACGGGAAACGACUGCGAUCUGGACGUCUUUCAGGAUUAACGAUCAAAGCAGAACAAACGUGUGUGUGUCAGCUGUCAUCGUUGAUAACACUUCAUAGACAUCAGUUAUGACGUGUGUAUGUCCUCCCAGGCUGUGACUUCUCUAAACACACACACACACACACACACACCCACACACACACACUGUUCAGGUCUGUUUUUAACCUGUAGCGUAAGUGUGGAAUAAUGUGAACUUGUCAACAUGUAAAUAAAGAACUAAUGAGUAAUGAUCUGUAUUAAUUAAUAUAACUUAUUAACAGAGACAUUUAAAGGACUGCGUUUGUAAUAGAUUUACUCCUGAAAUUGUAGAAGAGCAGAAAUAAGUGAAGUGCUCACACACACACACACACACACACACACACACGUUCUACCAUUAACUGCUGUGGACUGGGAGAGUUCUGAGCUUAUUUUAAAACUGGAUUGUGAUUGGUCAGAAGGUGUUGAUUAGUUUUCUAGAACAGCAGGUUUAUAUUAAUGCACUCGUUCUAAUACGUUAUCGUUUCCAUAGUAACAGCUCGUUCACAGCGACUCUGUAAGGAGAUGUUUGUGUAACAUUUAUGGAAGGAGUCUCCAGUGUCAGCGCUUUGUAACAGGACAGAGGAGUUUACGCUUCUUUGCGGUUUCUCGGUAACAGGACGAGUUUUUAUCUUAUUAACUUGAAGAGAGAGAAAAAGAGGCUGGUGAGGGAACGAGUGUUUAUAGCUGCUGUAACGUAAGUUAUAUUUCAUCACUGAAUUACAGACGAAUGUUUUUAAAAUGUAACGAAUUCCAGUAAAUUGCAGGUUUAAUUAUAAAAUGUUGGUGUGAGUCGAUUUCUCUCUCCUGCUUUAUUCUCCACCUGUGCAGUGCUGAUGGUGGUGUUGUGUCUCCUCAGCCAUGCAGUCCUGCAGCAUUCAUCACUGUGUCCUGUUCUUCCUCACCCUCACAUUCACCACUGCUCCUGUAUCAGCUGCUGUCUUUUCUACAACGGUGAAGGGUCGGCUUCAUCAGUCUGUGAUUCUCCCAUGUGAAAAUAAAUGUUCUGGUUCAGUCAAAUGGGCCUUAUUUAAUAAUCGAGAUGUUGUCUUCGCUCGGUGUGAUCAGACAUCAUGCAGCUCAGUGAAGGAGGGAUAUGAAAUGUCUCAUGCUCAGUACCUGAAGGGAGAUCUCUCUCUCACCAUCACUGCAGCUGAUUACAGUAAGAGGAACACAUACGUGUGUGAAUGUGGAAUCAACGACAUCUCUACUGUGAGCCUCAGAAUUGAGACUGUGUUCUCAGCAGUUCAGAUGAAUCCUGGUGAAGAUCUGAUCCUGGAUUUGAGCGUACCAGAGCCAGUGGAGGUGAUUUAUAAAAGCAGAGAUUCAGCUGAUGGGGAACAGAUCUGCACUGUGACUCAACGCUCACUACAGUGUAAAGCUGAAUACACACCCAGAACAUCACUCAGUUACCCAGAGCUCACACUGAGAGACGUGCAGUCGAGUGAUAGUGGAAGUUACACCAUCCGGGACCUGAAGAAUAACGAAGACAUUCGUGUGUACGCCGUCUCUGUGGCAGGGGACUGUGCCGUACCACACUGGGCAGUUAGGGUGAUAGCGGUGCUGACUGCGUUUGUGGUGAUGUUCUGUGCCGUGUGUUGUUGGUUUAGCCAUAAAGUGUACUGUGACCGUUGUAAACCCUCUAACUAAGAUUCCUGAA
Messenger RNA from Pangasianodon hypophthalmus (striped catfish), 2463 nucleotides. RefSeq lists its product as uncharacterized. NCBI's taxonomy places the organism in Eukaryota, Metazoa, Chordata, Actinopteri, Siluriformes, Pangasiidae. The record is from RefSeq and is a predicted model, not a curated record. The transcript is spliced from 4 exons. The coding region runs from base 1665 to 2453 and encodes 262 amino acids.